UGGCUACAGUCUCUCCCAGGCCACGCGCGACGCGUUUCUCGAUGCACAAGUGCGCCUUGAACUCACCGACGACCGUCACCUCGCAACCUUGACGUGGUUCAAUGUUCCAUUUCGAAUUGGACUGCCAUAUUGAGAGCGUUCGACUUGGAGCAUCUAGACACCAGUAGUGACUGCGCUGUCGCGUUCACCAUUCGACACUCGCGCGCCGACAAUACUCGCGCCGAUACACUUGCGCAGCCUUCCCGGGUGGUACCAACAGCUUUGAUUUACGACCGUUGUCCAUUGCGGCCAGUCCUCUCUGUCCUUCAGGCCCAUUAACUACCCCCCCUCGACCGAUCACGUCCGACGCUAGACUUUGCGCCCCGAGGCGUAUGGUCGCUGAGCUGCCGUGACCAUGGGCAAGCUCAUCCGCCUCGAGCUCUUCAACUUCAAGUCGUACAAGGGCCACCAUACCCUCCUCUUCGGCGACUCGUACUUCACCUCCAUUAUUGGCCCAAAUGGAUCCGGCAAGUCCAACUCCAUGGAUGCUAUUUCCUUUGUCUUGGGCAUCAAGUCAUCUCAUCUACGCUCUGCUCAUCUUAAAGACCUCGUAUAUCGUGGGCGGGUCCUGAAGACUUCCAAGAUCAAUGACGACGGGUCCGCCGAGGCGAACGGAGAUGCCAACGGGCUGCCGGACACCGACGACAAGGCCUCCAGAGGUGAUCCAAAGACGGCUUGGGUAAUGGCUGUAUACGAAGAUGACGCUGGCGAAGAGCAGAAGUGGAAGCGCGCAAUCACCAACCAAGGCGCCAGCGAAUAUCGCAUCAACGACCGCGUCGUCACCGCGCAGCAAUACAACGAGGCCUUGGAAACGGAGAAUAUCUUGAUCAAGGCCCGCAACUUCCUGGUCUUCCAAGGCGAUGUGGAAGCGAUUGCUUCACAGUCUCCCCAGGACCUAACACGCCUCAUUGAACAAAUCUCUGGCAGCCUGGAGUACAAGACUGAGUACGAGAAAUUACAAAUAGAGGCUGAGCAGGCUGCCGAUAAUCAAAAUUUCCAGCUGCACAGGCGCCGCGGCAUCAACUCCGAGAUCAAGCAAUAUCGCGAACAGAAGAAGGAGGCCGACAGUUUCCAAAGGAAGACGGACGAAAAGGAUGCGGCCAUCAUCACGCAGUGCCUCUGGAAGCUUUAUCAUUUUCAGAGAGCCAUGGAUGAAUCCAGUGCUGCCAUUCAAGACCAUCAAGAGGACCUCAAAGAACUUCGACGAAAUAUUGAAUCUUAUGAGCUUCGCCUCGACGCGGCUCGGAAAGAGCAGAAUGCGGCCGGACGCGUCGUGGCCCGAACCGAAAAGGAAAUCAAGCUUAAAGAGAGGAAUAUUGAAGACAGAGAAAAUGCACUCGUUCCUUUCGACGAAAAAGUUCACGAAUCGUCGCAGCAUGUCGACCGGCUCCAGUCUCAGAGCCAGAAGGUGUCCAAGGAACUCGACGAUCAAGCCAAUAUCGUGCAGAAAGUCCAGAAAGACAUAGAAAGCGUUGGCAAAGCUCAAGAGGUCUUUGAGAAGGACAUCAAGGAGCAGAUGAAGAAGCAAGGCAGAGACAUCAGCGACGCGGAUCGGAGAGAAUAUAAUUUGCUACGAGCUCAAGUGAUGUCUCGGGCCGGUGCCAACCAAGCGAAACUUGAGAACCUCGAACGACAGCGCAAGGCAGACGAGGUUACAGUGAACAAUCUCAAGGGCAAGGUGGACAGCAUAUCGGCCGCUAUCGAGAAGUGCGAAGCCGAACUGGCUAGCACCGGCGAGAGACGGAGCGCUGCAGACGCAGCAGCCAAGGACAUCGCAAGUGAGAUUGCCGGCAAGAAGAAGGAGUUCAACCAGCUUCAAUCAGAGCGAGUGCGGACCAAUCAAAAGCGAACCGAACUCGAGGAGAAGCUUGAGGAUGUCGCCCGGAAGCUUCGAGAGGCCGACGAUGGUAGACGACAAAACGACCGCGAGACCCGCAUGAAAGAGAUGGUCACGUCGCUGAAACGCAUCUUCCCCGGUGUCCGUGGCCGCAUCGGCGAUUUGUGUACGCCGAAACAGAAAAAGUACGAUGAAGCUGUCAUCGUUGCCCUGGGGAGGGACUUCGACUCGGUUGUUGUGGAUACGGAGAAGGCUGCGGUUGACUGCGUCCAGUACCUGAAGGAGCAGCGCUUCGCACCCAUGACCUUCAUUCCACUUGACAACAUCAAGGUCAACGCUGUCAAUUCCGCUGUCAAGGGCAUCUCCGGUGCCAGGCUGACUAUUGAUACGGUCAACUUUGAACCCUCUGUGGAGCGAGCUGUCUCGUAUGCGUGUGGCAGCUCCGUCGUAUGCGACACGCUGGACAUUGCAAAGCACAUCUGUUACGAGAGAAAAAUCCACGUCAAGGCCGUGACCCUCGAGGGAUAUGUUAUCCACAAAGCCGGCCUGAUGACUGGUGGUCGCGGCCCAGAACCCAAGGGGGGCAAGAGGCGGUUCGAGGAGGCUGAUGUGCAGAACCUGCAGCGCAUGGCCGCGAAAUUGAGAGACGAAAUAGAUCGGCUGCCGAAAGCCGAUAGACGUGGCACGGUGGAAGAGUCUCUACAGAUCGAGCUGGCAGGCUUGGAGCGCCGCCUGGCCGCGACAAAGGAGGAGGCAGCCGUGUUCAACCAAAACUGGACGAGCAAGAAGCGCGAACUGGACAGUCACAAAAGGCAGCUUCGGGAACUCCAACCGAAGUACAAGGAGCACAUGUUGCAGCUCGACAGCACGCGGGAGACGGUACAAGAGUUCAAGGAUGCCAUUGCGCGUGUGGAGGACCAAGUAUUCGUCGAAUUCUGCAGGCGGCUGGGGUACAGCGACAUCCGUGCGUACGAAGCAUCUCAGGGCAAAUUCGAGCAAGAGGUGUCGGAGAGGCGAAGCCAGUUCGAGGUUCAGAAGCAGCGGCUGGAGAGCCGUCUCAAAUGGGAGGUUACGCGCCACAGCGACACGGAGGCACGAAUCCGACGGAUGCAAGAGCAAAUUCGCCGACUCAAGCAGGACAUCAAGUCCUAUGUCAAGGAGAAGUCAAAUAUCGAGGCGGCGAUGCGUCAAGAGCAAGACGAACUAGAGGCGCUCCGCGAGACGCUGGAGGAGCACAAAGCGGACUUGGUAGAGAAAAACCAGGCCGUCAGUGAGGCGCGAGCCGAACUCCAGAGGCGCAGUAAGGACAUCGAAGCGCGCCAACGGGAUAUCAAUGCCCUGGAGACUACGGUCCAAAAGAACAGCGCCAGCAAGUCAGGAUUGCUGCGGAGAUGUCGGUUGGAGCAGAUCCAGAUCCCCCUUGUUGAGGGCACGCUUGAUAACCUGCCCAACGAGGAUGACUUGCUUAGGCAAGACCCUGACGCCAUGGACGUGGAUGGUGAAGACGAGGAGAUGAUGGACAUUGCUCUCGAUGACCACGGCAUUGAGAUCGAUUUUGACGGGCUGAGCAGCGACUUGAAAGAGGUUAGUAUAGCAGGACGGGAUCUAGGCGGCCCUGCUGGACUGGUGGUUACUAACAUGGAACAGUCCGAUGAUGCGAGCGUCGAGGACACCUUGAUGGAAAAAAUUGCGGCCCUGACGACGGAAUUGGAGAAGCUCAACCCCAAUAUGCGAGCAAUGGAGCGGUUGGAGAGCGUCGAAACGCGGCUCAAGCAAACUGACCAGGAAUACGAGGACUCCAAGACAGCAGCGCACGCUGCCAAGGAGGCCUUUAAUAAUAUUAAACAGAGGAGGUACGACCUAUUCAACAAAGCAUUCACCCACAUCCAAGACCAGAUAUCGCACGUCUACAAGGAUCUUACCCGCUCCGAAGCAUACCCCUUGGGCGGACAGGCUUACCUAGAUAUCGAGGAGGACACGGACAUGCCGUACCUGUCGGGUAUUAAAUACCACGCCAUGCCUCCGCUGAAGCGUUUCCGGGACAUGGAGCACCUUUCCGGAGGAGAGAAGACGAUGGCCGCGCUGGCACUCCUGUUCGCCAUUCACAGCUACCAGCCUAGCCCGUUUUUCGUGCUGGACGAGGUUGAUGCUGCUCUCGACAACGCCAACGUGGACAAGAUCAAAAAAUACAUACGCGAGCAUGCAGGGCCUGGGAUGCAGUUCAUUGUCAUCAGUCUCAAGACAGGCCUCUUUCAAGACUCGGAAAGCUUAGUCGGAGUCUACCGGGAUCAAGAAGUGAACAGCUCGAGAACGCUGACGCUUGAUCUACGCAAAUACGCUUGAAAGCGUAUUACUGGCGAUGCUGGAUACUGUCGCAGACGCGGCGUGAGCUGGUAAUGAUGGUGGAGAGGGACAAAGCGACAAUUUGCCCAUGGGAUCUUGUGACGUGUAUAGCGAACGUCUCAUGGUUGGGCGGCAAUGGGCGCAGGCAGGCACUGUUUGGGUCGGCGCAUGAUGGUCGAGGCGUCUGGCCGGGAUCUGCUUUGGAUUUGAAUGAUUGUCAUAGCUCAGGAAACCGGAUAUCGUCCUUGGAAUCGUUUGCGGGGUCUUUGCCCUUUCCGGUUCGUCUGUCGCAAGGCCGCGUCGCGUCGUGCUAGAGUUCCGACCGUGCGGGAAAACAAGGGAGUAAUACAGAUAAAUAAAGAGGGCUCUGUCGUUCAAGCUCACGGAACUCUAACUACUAAGUCAUGAGGUUGGUACUUGCGGCAUAGGUAGU
Messenger RNA from Purpureocillium takamizusanense, 4652 nucleotides. RefSeq names its product Structural maintenance of chromosomes protein 1 (gene SMC1). Gene Ontology annotation, cellular component: chromosome; nucleus; cohesin complex. The record is from RefSeq and is a predicted model, not a curated record. Bases 395 to 4219 code for a protein of 1274 amino acids. Gene Ontology annotation, biological process: sister chromatid cohesion. Gene Ontology annotation, molecular function: ATP binding; ATP hydrolysis activity; protein binding. NCBI's taxonomy places the organism in Eukaryota, Fungi, Ascomycota, Sordariomycetes, Hypocreales, Ophiocordycipitaceae. The transcript has 4 exons.